This is a messenger RNA of Anopheles aquasalis, 912 nucleotides long. RefSeq names its product mitochondrial ribosomal protein L53 (gene mRpL53). Lineage: Eukaryota; Metazoa; Arthropoda; Insecta; Diptera; Culicidae. The record is from RefSeq and is a predicted model, not a curated record. Gene Ontology annotation, cellular component: mitochondrial large ribosomal subunit.
GCGUGUUCGUGCGACUCGUUAUGAAACAACACACAGUUUCAUGAAAACACUGUUUCUCCGGCGGAAAACAUAAAACCACAAGGCAACAAAAUGUCCAUUAAGGUGGGAGGUGCAUUCCGGCGAUCGGGCGGUAUUGUGUCGGCGAUCGGCAAACAGCUGAAGCUUGUGAACCUGAAAGCGGUACAGCGGAUCACCGUAUCCUUCGAUCCAUUCCACGAGAGCGCCGUGCCGACGAGGGAGUUUUUGCACCACCUUUCGGCACCGAAAAUUACACAAACCAACCCGACCUGUGUGCUGAAGACGGAGGUGUUCUGUGACCGGCGAGCUCCCUCGAUAGUCUUCCAGCUAAUACCAUCGGUACAAGCCGAGGCUAAGUUAAAAAAGAUCGAACUAAGCAGCGAAAACUUGUCCACUCUCGAGCUGCUAAAGCUGUGCAAUCGGCACGUGAGCGCCCUCGCACCGAAGGAAAUCGUGACGAGCGCCGUGAAGACCAAGUCGGAGAAGAAGGCGGUCGGUGGAGCGGGUGGUAAGCGGCGUUAGUUCCGAGUGGCGAGCGGCCAAAAGACCAACAGCAGCAGAGCAACCUAGCCAUGUCACACAAGAAGCUGGGCAAGGGUGGAGGCCAUAUGGCCAUCAUCGAGAACUGGUAUCACCAGAUACCGGCCUUCACCGAUGUGUUCACCGAGGAGAGCUUCUACAUGUUUGCCGUCUGCUUCGUCCUCGCUACGAUCGCCGUCGUGCUAGUGCUGUCGCGGUUCAUCACCCUGAAGCCGGUGGAUUAGUUUUUACUACGAGAGCCCGUUGUCUGCCCCGGGUGCUAUAUGCUUGUGUUUGCCGAGAAGGAGACGGACUGGUUAUGUUCAAUAAAACAUUUAAAUUGAACUGAACCCACACGUAAGGUUUAGAUCGGUA